AUGGCGAAGGUGAAACAGUGGCGGAAAGCAGCAUCAAUGGAUGGAGCUGCGUCAAUCCUUAGGUUUGAUCUUGGCCAAGGAAAACACAGUGGCAGCCUUGCUAGACCUGUUUCUGUGCAGCGUGCAUUAUCCAUUCUUGAGAUGGAGGUUGAGCAAAUAAAAAAUUAUGAGCAUUAUAUGCAGAAAGAAAUUCAUGAACAACCAGAAUCUCUGACAACAACAAUGCGAGGCAGACUUAUACAAGGAGGUUCGUGCAAAGCGAAAAGUGUUCUUUUAGGUGGACUGAAGGAUCACCUGAGAACUAUCAGGAGAAGCAGGCGUAUUGUUUUUAUUGGCUGUGGCACAAGCUAUAAUGCUGUUUUAGCUGCAAGACCCAUAUUGGAAGAACUUUCUGGUAUUCCUGUUACAAUGGAGGUUGCUAGUGAUCUGUUGGAUAGGCAGGGACCAAUAUACAGAGAAGAUACAACUGUUUUUGUUAGUCAAUCUGGUGAAACUGCAGAUACGUUACAUGCAUUAAAGUAUGCAUUAGAAAAUGGUGCACUAUGUGUUGGCAUUACAAAUACUGUUGGUAGUGCAAUUGCCAGGAACACACACUGUGGUGUCCAUAUAAAUGUUGGUGCUGAGAUUGGUGUGGCUAGUACCAAGGCAUACACUAGUCAAAUAGUAGUGAUGGCUAUGCUAGCACUGGCAAUUGGUGGCGAUGCAAUAUCCAGUCAAGCAAGAAGAGAGGCUAUAAUAGAUGGCCUAUUUGAAUUGCCAAGCAAAGUCAGAGAGGUGUUGAAGCUUGACCAAGAAAUGAAGGAUCUUACGAAACUAUUGAUUGCUGAGCAGUCAUUGCUUGUGUUUGGGAGAGGAUACAACUAUGCAAUGGCUCUUGAAGGGGCCUUGAAAGUGAAGGAGGUGGCACUUAUGCACAGUGAAGGUAUACUUGCUGGUGAAAUGAAACAUGGUCCUCUGGCUUUGGUUGAUGAAAAUCUUCCAAUUGUUGUUAUUGUUACCCGUGACGCUUGUUUCAGGUUAGUUUUGCUAUGAUGAAGAACAGUUACAUCUUUUGAAAUUGCAAAUGUCAUUUUCUGCUGGCAUGUUCUUGUUUG
This is a messenger RNA of Camellia sinensis, 1094 nucleotides long. NCBI's taxonomy places the organism in Eukaryota, Viridiplantae, Streptophyta, Magnoliopsida, Ericales, Theaceae. The record is from RefSeq and is a predicted model, not a curated record.